Molecule: messenger RNA, 352 nt
Organism: Drosophila obscura
Lineage: Eukaryota; Metazoa; Arthropoda; Insecta; Diptera; Drosophilidae
Product: keratin-associated protein 5-8
Exons: 1
Coding region: 35-232 (65 amino acids)
Source: RefSeq, a predicted model, not a curated record
UAGUCAACAGUUGCCGUUUCCACUGACGAUCAUCAUGUUCCAUCCUAAGCUAUUCGUCCUGAUUGCCAUGGCCAUCUGCCUGACCCAGGCCUGCGCUCCCAGCGAGCCCGAGGAGCCCGUCAAUUGCGGAUGUGGAAAGCCACCGUGCAGAUCCUGCCGCUGCGUCAAGACCUGUGGAUGUGGUAGCAGACCGUGCCAGGGUCCCUGCUGCUCCUGUGGUUGCUCCAAGUAAUCGAGUCUACAGUCUACAGUCCUGGAAGUGAGACCCUCCCAACGGUAUUCCUGUUGUUGUCAAAUGUUUUGUUUUCCCCGUUAUUAAAGUGUUGCAACCUCUUGGAACUUUCAUCUUUGA